GUUAGAAUCAGAAAUUGGGGAAUUUCCAUUUCUUGAGGAGCAGGUGAGGUGUAAGAAUCUUGUAACAGUACCCGCCCGACGACGAAACUCGCAAAUUCUCCUUCAUCAUUGAGCCUCGAAUUUUCCAGCAAAGUCAUAGUUGCCGGUGAAGGAUGGAGGGAGAGAGCUCGCAUGGAGGUGGCGCCCACGCCGUGUCCGGGCCUGAUGCCACACAAUCUCCUUCGGCGUCCGCCGCCCGUGUUCGGGCCAGGCCCGACUCUUUCUUGAUAGCCUGCAGAUGCUUCAGCUUCAUUACUUCUUUGGCCGCUAUCCUGUGCAUCGUUGUCAAUAUUCUCUCUGCUGUCCGAUCCUUCAGGAACGGAUCUGAUAUAUUUGAUGGGAUUUUCCGGUGUUACGCUGUGCUUAUAGCUGUAUUCGUUGUCGUUGCCGAGACGGAGUGGGAAUUCGUUAUGAAGUUUUGGAAGGUUCUGGAGUAUUGGGCAGGCAGGGGAAUGCUUCAAAUCUUUGUUGCAGUGAUGACCAGAGCUUACCCUGAGUAUUUAAGGAACCAUCAAGAGCUUUUUCUUCUCCAGAGCAUAGCUAGCUACCUGCUCCUUGCAUGUGGCGUGGUUUAUGUUAUAUCAGGAAUAUUGUGCAUUGGCAUGGUCAAGCGUGCUCGCCAGAAAAAAGAAAUUUCCAGGGAGCAAGCGAUAAGGGAUCUUGAGGAUCUUGAGCGUCGUAGAGAAGAACUUGAGACAUUGUUGCUCCCACAUGCUUGAUCGAGUCAUGGCUAUGGGCAGAGAAAAGCUGUACUAUGAACCUGGCUGAGCAACAUGUCGCAAUCCCUGAUCCCACUAUUCGAACUCUAACAACCACAAAUUUAGUUCGAAGAGGAGUUUUUAUCUAAUGAUUGAAUCCCAUUUUGGAGUCUGUUGUACACUGACAGAGACUUUAAUCGGCUAUAUUCUUAGAUCAUAGAUAACUAUGUCGAGCCAUCACCCAGUUGUAUGCGAAGAAUGAACUUUACUUGAGAUUGUUUUUAGUAUAUUCAAAUUUCAAAUUGAUAAACCA
Messenger RNA from Sesamum indicum (sesame), 1050 nucleotides. Its product is annotated as vacuole protein. The record is from RefSeq and is a predicted model, not a curated record. Lineage: Eukaryota; Viridiplantae; Streptophyta; Magnoliopsida; Lamiales; Pedaliaceae.